Aspergillus mulundensis is the source of this 747-nucleotide messenger RNA. RefSeq lists its product as uncharacterized. NCBI's taxonomy places the organism in Eukaryota, Fungi, Ascomycota, Eurotiomycetes, Eurotiales, Aspergillaceae. The record is from RefSeq and is a predicted model, not a curated record. The transcript has a single exon. The coding region runs from base 1 to 747 and encodes 248 amino acids.
AUGGCCGUUUACAUGCCCCUCGCCGUCUAUACCCAGGAAAGCCCCGAGACGCCCAGUCACUUUGCGGAUGCCAUCUGGCCCUUCAACCUGCGCGACGUCGUCGUCGGCGACGGCAACUCACUGACCCUCAACAUCGCCCCUCCUGCAGGUGGUAACGUCCACAUAACCAACAAUUUCCACAUUGCCUACCAAAGCACCAAUGUCGUGAACAUCAACGGCGCCUCCACCCAAUACUACUCCUCCUCCGCGCAAGCCCUGCAAGCCGCCGAAGCCGCCCACCGCCGCCGCAUCUACCACCAAGUGCGCACCCUCUCCCCCUUCCCCGGCCUCUUCGAGCACGGCCACGGCAUCCACGUCGGCCCCGACGGCUUCAUCCGCCCCGCGCAGGGCUCCAUCGCAGCCAUCCUCGAGUUCCCGUUCGCGAUCUUCGUGAGACCCGAUGGACACCCUUCUGGUCUGGCCGCGCGCAUGUUCUACCAGCUUCGUUUUGCCGAUCUUACCGAGCUCGAGCGUGCGGUUCCAACCGAGGAGACGCGUGCGAGUGUGCGGGUUGAUGGGCAUGGUCAUGGGCUUUGGCUUGCGCCAGAUGGGAGCCUGAAGUUUGGGUUUGGGAUUGUGACGCAGGUUUUUCGCGACGUGGUUUUGGCCCAGUUGAACACCAUGCUGGAGCCUGAUGCGUUGCCGUCCAGUGGGUUUGUUGGCGCGGAUCCGAAUCCGACUUUGAGGCCUGACUUGAGGUUUCGUUAG